AUGGCCGCGGCUAAUGGCCGGAUGCCGCCGCCAACUCUGGCGAACGGCGACGGCGACCUGGAUGAUUUGGGGAAUGAUUUCGAAGCUUUGCUCCGGGAUAGCCCGCGUCAGCGCCGGGGCAAGGCUGCCGCCGCCGAACGGGAGAGGGAGCUCAAUAUAAUCCGCAGCGGCAGUGCGCCGCCGUCGGUGGAGGGGUCUCGCAAUGCCGUCAGCAGCCUCUUUGGUAACUUGCAUGCCGUUGACAUGAACGGAUAUAGCUCUGGUGCUACGGUAUCCGAGGAAGAUAUGAGGUCUCAUCCGGCAUACCUGUCUUAUUACUACUCGAACGGGAACAUGAAUCCGAGGCUUCCCCCUCCGGCUUUAUCCAAAGAGGACUGGCGUAUGGCUCAGAGGUUCCAGGUGGGGACGUCCGCCUAUGGAAAGAUCGGUGAAAGGAGGCAGCAGGCCAUAGGCAGUGGGGCUAGCGAUGGGAACAGCUGCUCAUUGUUCACGCUUCAGCCGGAUAUUCAAAUGGGGCGCGCGUGUGGAGGGCUGACGGAGCCGAUGAUGGUGCCUGAGACUAGUUCAGCUCGGCAACCAGCAGGGGAAUGGGUUGAAAGCGGCGGCGACUCUUUCAUUGGGUUGCCUGGCAAUGGCAUGGGAAUGAAGACUAGGAGCUUCGCUGAUGUACUGCAGGUACGUACCUAUUAUCGUCUCUCUUCUCCGUUGCGCAGAUGUGCCAUGCCUUGUACAUACGUCCAUACCUGUCCGUCGAAGGGAUUUUUUUUUGUAUGUUUUCUAUGAUCUGGCAAUAACAAUCUGAUGAUCGCAGGAGAAUCUUGGGCAACCUCCUCCUGUAGCUAAUAAUGUCUCACGGCUGGCGAUAGGGAAUGAUCAGGUCGGGGAGAUUGACGUCCCUCAAGCUCACUUUCAGUGUAGCUUGGAAGCCAUGGAUAAACUGAAAUCAGAAGAAGGAAGUUCUUCCAGGCUCGUUAAUAUCCCGAGACUUGGUUCGCCAGCUUCCCAAUCUUUUGCAUCUGUUUUGGGUUCAUCCCUCGUAAGAAGUACAACUCCCGAACUGCAAGCUGUUGGCAAAUCCUCAAACACCUGUCUGCCUACUUUUGGAGGGAGGGACGAUUUUCCAUCAAGUAAUGCCUCUACAUCCGCGGCUGAUAAGAACGACAUGGCAUCUGCUUUAUCUGAUUUGUUACAUGAUGGCAAUGGUGUACAGGAAGCAUUUCUUCGAGAUAUUUCUGGCAGAACGAAUUACGUAUGCAGUAUAUCCUAUGACAGCGAAAAUUUUCAGCAGCAGAACGUGAAUAAGCCUGAAGUUGAUUCGUCAAGUGUUUCCUCAAUCCCUGUCUUAUCCCAUGGACUUGUAGCUGAAGGUAGUAAUUUGUUCAUGUACAAUUACGAUUCUCAAAUCAACCAUGGACUUACAAAUGUUGACUUUUCUGGGAGUCAUGCAAACAAUUUCCUUUCAAGUCAGAGGUUGCCAUCACUGACGAACGGUCAGAUCUAUGGAGGUAAUAUUAUGUCUACUGGGUGUUUUAUUUUAUUUUAUUUAUCGUGAAUAUAUAUAUUUUCAAAAUAUCUUGUUUUCACUCGUUUCAUUAAUUUUCUUGCUGCAUGAUUUUUUUUGGCAGAUGGUCUGGCAGGUGAAAACCAUAGUGAAUAUGGGAUGCAGGAUCUUUGUACGGAUCCAUUAUUUUCUCAGCAUUUUCAACCAAGCAGUGUACCCCCAAAUGCUGCUGCCAGCUUCAGCGAUCCUUAUUCAGGAAGGAAACCUGUGGAUUUUUCAAACGUGAGUAUAUCUGAAUAUCAAAAGGCCUGUUUUGAGGCUAUGCAGGAGCAUCACACAGCCCAGUAUGAGAUACCUUUCGUAGAAAAAUCAGGUGGUUUUAAUGGCGGAUACUAUGGCACUUGUGCUUUCAACCCACGCGUGCAAUAUCCGUCGAAUUCCGUCUCUAGCUUCAUUUUUCCUUCAGUGGAUCAGGUAAGUCCUGUGAGGCAAGGCAAUAAACAUUCUCAGCAGUUCCCACCAAAAAUGAGAAGCGCCGGAAUUUCUAUGGGCUCCUGGAAUUCUGAAUAUCGUGCCAGGGUAGAGUGCUUUCCUUCAUCUCUUCUGGAGGAGUGCAAAAGCAGCAGGUCGAAGAAUUUUGAACUCUCUAGCAUUGUAGGCCAUGCUGUUGAAUUUAGGUACUCUUUUUCUCUGGAAUUUUUUCUUGUGAAAAUUUAGGCCAUGCUAUGUAUGGGUCAACUUGCUGAAUUUAUAUAUUUUUUAAUUUAAUUUUCUAAUGCAGCGUUGAUCAAUUUGGAAGCCGAUUUAUACAACAGAAGCUAGAAACUGCAUCUUUGGAGGGGAAAAACAAGAUUUUUCCGGAGAUAUUUUCUCAUGCUCGAGCUCUGAUGACAGAUGUCUUUGGAAACUAUGUGAUACAGAAAGUACGAUCCUCUUCCUCCGGCCGUUCCUUUUCUUGUUGGGGAAAAUAUGCCGCAUUAAUGCUUCCCUGAAACAAUUUUAUUAACGUUUGAAUGGGUAGUUUCUCGAGCACGGGGACGAGAACCACAGAAAGCAGCUGGCCAGCCAACUCACCGGCCAUGUUCUAUCUCUCAGCCUUCACAUGUACGGCUGUAGGGUGAUUCAGAAGGUGCAGUCGUCAACCCCAUAAGCUUUCCAUGAUUUCCUUGUUACAUCGAUUAUCGGUCAGAAUUUACUAUGCUCGAAUCGUUACUUCAUUUUUCACCAACUUUGCUUCAGUUAUGAAGAUUUAUUUUUUUAUUUUUUAUUUUUUAUUUAGAAACAAAACCAGAUUACCGGUCAGAAUCUACUAUGCUCGAAUCUUUACUUCAUUUUUCACCAACUUUGCUUCAGUUAUGAAGCUUUAUUUAUUUAUUUAUUUUUUAGAAACAAAACCAGAUUAUCUUGUGCUGUUGUUCCGCAUAACUUUCAUUCAUUAGACAAAUUUUAGACAUUUUUUCUAGGUCGUAUGGCAUAUUAUUCCUUAUUAAAUCGGGUUCCUCUUGCAUUUUUUAGAUACUUCACACGAAUUUAAUAUGAUAUAUUUAGAGCAUCUUGUCACUCGACGUCGGGUAAUCAUGUGCAUGAGUUUCUCUUCACAUAACAGGCUCUGGAAGUCACCGACGUGGAUCAACAAACUCAGUUGGUGUCGGAACUCCAAGGGUCAGUCAUGAGAUGCGUUUGCGAUCAGAACGGCAACCAUGUGAUCCAGAAGUGCAUCGAGCGCGUCCCUCAGGACAGGAUUCAGUUCAUUCUAUCUGCGUUUCACGGACACGUCGUGCCGCUGUCCGUUCAUCCGUACGGCUGCCGUGUCAUCCAGGUCACAUCUCCCACAUCUUUUUUUUUUUUUUUUUUUUUCGGUUUUUUUACUGCGCCGCGCUCUGAUGCUUUCCGCCCCCUGUAAAAAUGCCCGGCAGAGGGUUCUGGAGCACUGCAGUGAUGCAAAGAGUCAAAGCCUUCUGAUGGACGAGAUCCUGCAAGCUGUGUUCUCCUUGGCGCAGGACCAAUAUGGGAACUACGUCGUCCAGGUAUAUAUAUAUAUAUAUGCUUGAUCGUUAGCUUUCCUAGGAUCGUUAGAUGUCACUGACCCGGAGCUUGGCUUGUUUCAUCAGCACGUCCUACAGCGGGGGAGCCGGCAGGAGCGAUCAGCUAUAAUCGACAGGUUCGCGGGUCAAAUUGAGAUUCUGAGUCAACAGAAAUUCGCCUCCAACGUGGUGGAGAAGUGUUUGACCUUCGGUACGCCCGAAGAGCGUCGGCGCAUGGUCAACGAGAUGCUCGGGUCCACCGACGAGAACGAGGCCUUGGUGGUGCGCGAUGAUCCUCGUUUUCUGUUUUUGCUUUUCCCUUGGAGGACACGUUAACUCAGAUGAGAGUGGGGGGGUUGCGCAGGCGAUGAUGAAGGACCAGUUUGGGAACUACGUGGUGCAGACGGCCCUGGAGACGUGCGACGACAGGAGCCGGGAGGUGAUUCUAUCGCGGAUCAAGGCUCACGUGAGCUCCCUAAAGAAGUACACCUAUUGGAAGCAUAUCUCCUCCCGUGUGGAGAAGGUCAUUGCCGCCGGAGGUAGGGUAGUUCCUCUCUCUCUCUCUCUCUCUCUCUUCCCCUCUGUUUGGGCCUAAUGGGCCGGGCCUAAGUUGACUUACUUGGGGGCUGCUGUGCUCCGUUUGUUUCUGCAGAGCUGCGCGUUAGGAUGCCGUCGUGCGCGCCAUAAGGCCCGGUGAUUACUGGGAGUUGAGGAAGAGUUAGCUGUACAUGAGAAAGGGAGAGUCUAAUAUCCGUUACGAGUAGAGAGAGAGAGCAGUUUUCUGGGCCGUGUAGAUAGGUAGGUGCUCUGGAAUAAGCCAUGGUUUUGUACAGGCCGCGGCGAGUGUAGUGUGUAGCAUAUGUGAGAAGGAGAAAGAGAAAAGAAGGGUGGGCGGCCAUAGAAGUCCGAGCAGUUUUCACAGACCUUUGAACAGAAUAGGCGUUUCUUUUCUUUUAAAGAUGUAUCCAGAACUCCCACGUCGCUUUGGGUGA
Molecule: messenger RNA, 4517 nt
Organism: Spirodela intermedia
Lineage: Eukaryota; Viridiplantae; Streptophyta; Magnoliopsida; Alismatales; Araceae
Source: the annotation of a GenBank genome assembly